UCUAAGUAUAGUGGUCUUUUUUAAUUUUACUGUCGCACUGUGUAUUUUUAUUAAAUAAAAACUGUGUCAAAUAUUAUUUUCCUAUGUGUAAAUAAAAUAAAAAAACGAAUUAAAAGAAGUAAGCUGUUGUUUUCUAUCUCUUUUCCGUGUUAAAAAUAACAAAAAUGUGUAAAAAGUGAAGAGAUUCUGCGGCUAUCGAGGCGCCAGAAUGUCUGAUGAAUUGGAAGCUCGGAUGUGGGACGAGGGAGGCUCCAGAUAUGAAUCCAGAAACCGGGGAACUUAUUACGAGUCAGCCUUUGCUUCCUCAGAACACUUAGACAGAGCUCCAUUAUUAUCAGAGGAGAGUUAUACUGAGGUGCCGGUGGCGCCGCCCAGCGAGUCGGACGAACACUGUCACUGGACGAGACCUGAACCUCCCAGUGCUGUUCCUCAACUCGUCUGUGCACUUAUACUAUGCGCUGUUUUUAUGAUUUGCGAGCUGGUCGGUGGUUACUUGGCAGGCAGCCUGUCCGUGAUGAGCGAUGCGGCCCAUAUGUUAAGCGACUGCGGUGGCUUCGCGCUGGCGAUUCUCGCUUUCCGCUGCGCUGGCAGACAGCCUACCGCGAAUAUGUCUUAUGGAUAUAGGAGAGCUGAGGUAUUGGGCGCAAUGACGUCGGUUCUGCUGAUAUGGGUCCUGACGGGAGUGUUCGUGUACGUGGCAGCGCUGCGCAUACACACGGGUGAUUACCAGAUCGAGCCCGACAUGAUGAUGAUCGUGUCGGGCUGUGGUGUGGCCUUCAACGUGGUGCUGGCGUUGGUGCUGCACGGCUGCGCGUCGGACAUUGCCCACCACCACUCGCACGGCGGCGCGGCGUGCUCGCACGCGCACGAGGCGCGGCGUUUCCAGCUGUUCCGGCGGCACAAGCAGAGCAACGGCGCGCUCGCCAACGGAGACUACGGCAUGAAGGACCUCGCCGGCGCAGACGCGCACGUGGCCAGCUCCAAGGCCAGAAAUAUAAAUCUCCGAGCCGCCUUAAUCCAUGUGAUCGGUGAUCUCAUCCAGAGCUGCGGGGUACUGCUCGCUGCUGUACUCAUCAAAAUAUAUCCCGACGCGAAGGUGGUGGACCCGGUGUGCACGUUCGUGUUCGGCGUGCUGGUGCUGCUGACGUCGGCGCGCGUGGUGCGCGACGCGCUCGCCAUGCUCAUGCAGGCCGUGCCCGCGCACUUCCGGUACAGAGAAUGUGUAGCCUCACUGUCAGCUGUGAACGGCGUGCGGCACGUACACUCCGUCCAUGCGUGGGCUCUGUCGACCCACCACACCGUUUUAACAGCACACAUUGCUAUUGAUGAACUGGCCGACUGGGAGGCCGUCCUCCAUAGCUGCCAGCAGCUGGCGCGCAGUCAGUUUAAUGUCGCCAGCGCUGCUUUCCAAGUGGAGCGAUAUUCCAGCUGCAUGACCACGUGCCGGCACUGCAGGCAGCCUGCCGCCGUGCCCUGACCCCUGUGCACGCUGAGCCGCUAGCCGGAUGUAGAAUAAUGCGGCUGAGCGCGACCACCGGGCGAGUUUAACACAACAAAGAAGUAAUAAAUAAGAAAUAAUGUGAAUAUGAGAUGAAAUUAUAUAUGUUAUUAAGUUGAAGAGAGACAGAGACAGUAGAAAUGAUCCAAAUGGGGGGAAAAAUUGGAUGUGUUAUGUGUAAGAUAAAUGACGGUUACGGGGAACGGAACAUUCCAAGAAGUAUUAAUAUAUAACAAAUUAAUUGUAAGACGGUUAUUUGAAGCUUUCAAAUAAAUUUUGUCGCUGUUCGUGUAAAAGGUCGUACGUGCAAUCAUGUCCAAACUCUGACAAACACCACUGAAUUUUCACGUGCUUAAUUUGUGUUUAUAAUGCAUCUCGUGCUACGGUGAAGGAAAAUAUUGAGAGGGAACCUGCAAGUGUCUAAUUCAAUUCUAACACAAUAUCUACAAACCUGCAUUGGAUAAGCGUGGUGGAAUAAGUACCAAACCAUCUCCUCAAAGGGAGUGGCCUAAGCCUAGCUGUGGGUAAUUCACAGGCCGUUGCUCUCUUCUUUUAACUUUGUAUAAAAAUUUAAUUGUAUUGUAAAAGAGACUGUCUUAUGGCUAAUUAGCCAUCUCACUCGAAGAACCCACUCCGAGAUAUUUAGCCAUAGAUUAACAUACAAAUACAUACAAACUAAUAUUUAUAGCAUUUUUGUUUAAUUAAUUAACAAGUUUUAAAUUCGAAUUUAAUUAUUGUAACGACCUUUUCCAUUGACAGUAGCGAGAUAUUAGUUAAGUUAAAUUGUCAUAUUUCAAAUAGAAACCGCUUGUGCAAUGAAAAUUUUUUCUUUAAAAAUCUAUUUAUUUUAAAUUCAUACACACAGAAGCUAUUUUUUUAUCUGAGUACAAGUUAUUUUGUAAUUCUUUAUAACUGCUAAUUGUAAAUAGUGCGGUCGCGUUAAGAUGAUUUCUAAGUUAUAACAUGCUUACUUAUAGGAUCUUUGACUGAUAUCUACCAAAUACCAGCGGGCAUAGACGAAUUCAUUCGAUUCGAUUCGAAGCGAUUUAUAUAGUCUAUGAUUUGUUAAUAAUAGAUCACUUGUCAUGUCUAUACAUAUUGGUAUUUUCUGCAAUCCAUAGAGUAAUAAUAUGCAAGUAAUAAAACAAUUUUCUAAUAUAACAGGUUUUGAGAUAUCGCCCUGUACUGGGCUCGAUAACGUGCUUAUUUAUAUUCUAAGCUACACACGUUUAGUCGUUUCUGAACUUUGGCAGGUCUAUAAAAGGCUUGCUAUCCUUUUUAAACUGUAGAAAGAGAUAGCAAUAUCUUUAGUCGUGUCAAGUAAUUUUAGUCAAAUUUGACAGCUUUCUGUCAGUCAGUUGAUAGUGAUCUGUAAAUGUCAGUUGACUUUGACAGUUCGUCUACAAUUCUUGAUUAGGCGAAUUAUAGGUGACAAUCAAUUUUUUUAACGACGUUAUAAAAAAUGACAUUUUGAAAUUAUAUUUUUAAUGUUUUGAAGCAAUAGUCAUGAUAAAGAUCACCAAAGAAAAUUUAAUUAAUAUUCAAACGUGAUAAAUAAUUACAUAUAGUCUUAACUGCUAUCGCUUUGUCGUUUAAGGCGACAUUUUUUCUUGAAGAUGUACGCCCAGGCGCAUUCGUGAGAUCUUUAUGGGGAGACAUCCCAAACACCCUUAUUUAGAAGGUGGAUUAGCGCGACCUCUAUAGUAUUUAAAGUGCCAAAGUUUGUAAUGGAAAUCAUGUAUUUGACAAUUAUAUUAUGAAUAUUUAGUAUAAGUUUAAAUAUAUAACUAUUUGAUUAUUAAUGAAGCUUUGUUGUAAAUUUAAAGACACUUGUUGACUCGCAUAAUGUUUUUUAGAUAUAAGAAAAUUAAUUAUUUUUGAAGUAUUAAAUGUUAACAUUCUCUAGUGGAUAAUGAGAACGCACAAUUUUGAUCAUGAGGCUUACGAGUUAUUAUUGAUUGUUAGUACAUAAUUUCUGUAAAUAUAUUUAGUUUAAAUAGGAUUUAAAAAAAAAAUCCCUUAUACUUCAUAACAUUGUGUAUUUCUCUUCCAUUCAACUGUCUCUAGUCAUAUCCUCAUUUACCCCCUUUUCCCUCUUGUCAUAUAGUAAUUCACAUUCAUACUUUAUUAUUUUCUUGUAAUAUGUCAUUCAGCCUCUACAUCACACGUCCCAACUUUGAUCAUCAAACAUCACCAUUAAUAAUGAACAUCCAAUAUAUUCACAAUCAUAAUUAUUGCAUGUUCAUAGUUUUAAUGUACUUAUUUAUUUUGUACAAAUUGAAUUUAUGUUAUGAAAAUAUUUACUUUAUUUUAUUAAAUAUAUUAUUUAAUUUAAUUAUUUAUGUUAAUUUGAGAAUGUUAAUUUUUAAUUGUGGUCACAUUGAAAUUGUACAAAGAUUUUGACCAAAAUAUUAUGUAAUGUUUUAUGAGUUUAUUCUAAUUAUGUAAAAGUCAAUAUAGUGCGUUCAUGUUCGAUACGUUUGAGUAAAUUGUUCUCGAUAUAAAUAAGACUUAAUUAUUAAUGUGAUGCUUGAAAAAAAUAUUCUGAAAUAUAAUUCAUCUGCGUUUCAGAUUAUACAUAUAUAAUCUGUAAAUUUCUGUCGUAGAAAAGACGAGUUUAUACAUAUUCUAUUUUUUUUUUUCAAAUAUAUAAAAUAUGUCUAGCACUGUCUUACAUAUAUGUUAAUGUCAGAUGAUUUAUUUUAUUUAAAAAUUAAUUACUUCAGUUAUUUCGGCAUUAUUAUUAAUACAUUAUAUACUAACAUUUGAUGUUUAACAGAAUUUCAGUAAUCUUAUCGUUCUGUUAUUUUUGUUUAAAACAAAAAUGUUUUGGCGCGAACAUCUGUCAUAAUCGCCGAUGUCAGGUUAAAUGUAAUUUUAAAAAUGUUUAAAAAGAAUAUAAAUUUCACGAUUAUUCGAAAUUUAAUAUUCGAAAAUAAUUAUUAUUAUGAAAAAAAAAAAACUUUUAUAAACUUCAUUCAGUAUUAAAGAGAAAUGAAUCAAUUGCAAGGUCAUAAAAUAUAAUAUUGGUAAUAUUAAUUAAGUAGUAAAUAUUUACGUAAUUAUAUAUUUGUUUAGCAAUCGUGUACUUACUGUAAAUAUUACAUUAUAAGACUAUUUAUUUUCCAAAGAAAAUUACUCUUUUUUUCUAAUAUUAAGUUCUAUUUGCAAAUUGUAAAAUUGCAUCUACAUUUUAAUUAAACAUAAAUGAAUACAAUUACAUGCUCAAAUAGUGAAUUUAUUGUGAUAGUUUUAUAGGUAUUAUUAUAUUUAUUUUUAGUAAGACGUAGAUGUUUGCGCGUUUAAAAAAAAAAGAUUAUUUGAAUCUUAAAUAAUUGACACGAGUAUUAUUCUCGAGGCUUAUGAAAAGGCGGACAUAUUUUCCGAUUCGCUGUCCAAGAUAGACAUUAUAAGUUAAUCAAUUCGACCUUAAUCCCAUACCGAAUUAUAAUUAUUCAACAAUGUUUAUGUUAAUAUUAUAUUACAAUCUUAAGUCGUUUUUUAUUUAACUAUUUUUUAAUUCUUCUAAAUUAUAUUUUUCUAUUUUAUUUUCAUGAAAUUCUAUCUAAUAUUGACUGUUAUUUAAAUAUUCGUUUCGAAGCAAUUACGCUUUAAUGUUAAAAAGGGGUACGUUAAAUUAUUGUACGAAAACUUAUCUCGUGCUAUAAUGUUGGUUUAAAUGAAGUGUCAGUCGAAUUAGCCGCUGUGUAAAUUGUUAAUUUUAUUAUAAUUUAUUAGCUGUUUUGUUCUAUGUCAAUGUAUUUGCCGUCCGUGUAUGUAAUCUGUUGUAACAAG
This is a messenger RNA of Nymphalis io (European peacock), 5293 nucleotides long. Its product is annotated as zinc transporter 2-like. Gene Ontology annotation, molecular function: zinc ion transmembrane transporter activity. NCBI's taxonomy places the organism in Eukaryota, Metazoa, Arthropoda, Insecta, Lepidoptera, Nymphalidae. Gene Ontology annotation, cellular component: plasma membrane. Gene Ontology annotation, biological process: zinc ion transmembrane transport; response to zinc ion. Bases 209 to 1477 code for a protein of 422 amino acids. The transcript has 10 exons. The record is from RefSeq and is a predicted model, not a curated record.